CAUAAGUGCAUCUACGUAUACCAAAAGUCUGUCAUAUAAUGUUGAAUUAUUCUUGAAUUGUUCCCCGGUGUUCUUUCUAUUCUACCGUGUGCAUAGUGCCUGGCACCUGCAUCACAUGCACAGCCAACAGUCGCCCCUUCUAUCAGUAUCACCACCAUCAUCUCUCUCAACAAAACACAAUGGCAGUCCCACACGACGCUCAGUCCGCUGCACUGCUCGCUCACGUCGUGACACAAUUGCAGCUCAAUGUCUCCUUCCUCGAGUCUCAGAACUACAUGUCUGCUGAAGACGCUGAUAACAUGCGUGAAAUUGUAUCACGGCUGCCCUGCGGCGCCGGCCAGUCAUUUGUAACCACGAGCGUUAAGGUUAUCAGUCCACCAGUCAUGACUAGAACGUUCCCGCCUCCAGCAAUCACCCCUAGAUCGAUCCCGUCUCCACCUGUCCAAGCGCCCGCGAUAUCACCCGUUUCCUCCCAGCAACCUAGACUCGUGAAAGCGAUUUGGGCGUACAACGAGGACGGGCGGGAACCAAAUGAUCUCUCGUUCGCUGCUGGCGAACACAUCGAGGUCAUCUCGGAGAAGAACCAAGAUUGGUGGCUUGGUCGAGCUCACGGUCGUGAGGCUCUAUUCCCGUCUAAUCAUGUCGAGAACAUAGACGCUUCCUCACUCCCGCAAGCUGAUGCAGUUGUGACAACUGCAAAGAAAUCGUAUAAGCCGUUUGGCGCCGCUCUGCAUGGGACGGAUAAGCCUCCCGCCGCGGGUGUAGGCGUAAACUCUGUUGGUCUGCAGGAAGCAUCUGGUCAGGCAGAAAAGAAGAGUAAAUACGGGAAGUAUGGUAACACGAUGGCCCACUCAGCUGCAGGAGGCGUUGGUUUUGGUGCUGGUGCUGCCAUUGGCGGUGGUUUGGUCAGAGCGAUAUUCUGAUAUGGUCGUGGCAUAGCUUCAACACAUGGUUUAGAACUCUUGGUAUCACAUGGACCUAGUAUUGACAGUGUGUCUUAUAUUUAUCCUCGCUGUAUCCUCAAGUAUAUUAACAAGCAAGUCAAUGUACGGACUACCAUAGUUGCACUGUCUCGCGUCCCGCUUGAUUAGGAUGAAUACUGUAGAGGUGACGAUGAAGGCUGAGGUCAGAACAGACGUUUGAUGCAAAGGAGCUAUUCGCAUGCCUAGGCUCAGCGCCUUGGUUCAAUAUCAGAUUCCGAUGUUGUUUGUCCUCACAUUCCCUUCCCUUAUUCAUCUU
Messenger RNA from Suillus clintonianus, 1239 nucleotides. Its product is annotated as SH3-domain-containing protein. The transcript has 4 exons. Gene Ontology annotation, cellular component: actin cortical patch. The record is from RefSeq and is a predicted model, not a curated record. Gene Ontology annotation, molecular function: lipid binding; protein binding. Gene Ontology annotation, biological process: plasma membrane tubulation; actin cortical patch localization; endocytosis. The coding region runs from base 180 to 923 and encodes 247 amino acids. NCBI's taxonomy places the organism in Eukaryota, Fungi, Basidiomycota, Agaricomycetes, Boletales, Suillaceae.